AUGACUUUACUCCCUGGUACCAGGUUGCUUCCUUUCCUACGCGCAGGGAGUUGGGCCUCCACACGCACAACGCCCCGGCAUUCCUCCUUACUCAAUACUGACGCUCAAACGUUCGUUGGUCUCUCUGGCUCGCAGAUCAUUCUAAACGUUCUCGCCCGAAACGGCGUUGAGCACGCAUUUGCAUACCCUGGAGCAGCCAACGUACAUCUUCUAGAUGUCGCCUGCACAGAUGUCCGCAUCAAGUUGUUCAUGCCUCGCCACGAACAAGGCGCAGGGCACAUGGCCGAAGGAUACUCUCGCGUGGCAGGUAAACCUGGUGUUGCUUUCGUCACAUCAGGACCAGGCGCCACGAAUGUAAUAACCGCGUUGCAGGAUGCUAUGAGCGAUGGCAUCCCCUUGAUUGUCAUCGCUGGUCAAGUCGCCUUAAAAGAGCUGGGGACUGGCGCAUUCCAAGACGCCGACAUCGUGAGCAUGACUCAACCGUGCACGAAAUGGGCGACCAUGGUGGGAGAUGUCGAGGACCUACCAGCGUAUAUCGACGAGGCCUUCCGGAUCGCCACCUCCGGUAGACCAGGUCCAGUGCUGCUCAGCCUUCCUAAGGAUAUCCUUGCAAGCACUCUUCGUGACGACGGACCACGGAUAAAAACCAUCAUAUCACCGUCCCUUCCUCUCCAAAUUAGGCCUCCACCACCUCAUUCGUCCAAGCCACCCGCAGCCCAGGUUCUCAAGAGCAUCAGCGAGGCAGCUGCGCGUAUCAACAACUCAAAAAUGCCGCUUAUUAUCGCUGGUGUGGGUGUUUUGUCGUCUCCAGAUGGUCCACGGCUCUUGAAGGAGCUGGCCCUUCGAGGCAAUAUCCCCGUAGCUACAACUUUGCACGGUUUGGGUGCCUUCGACGAAGACCACCCGCUUAGCCUGCAUAUGCUCGGCGUCCACGGGAGCGUGUACGGUAACUACGCUGUGCAAAGGGCAGACACCAUCCUCGUUCUAGGGGCGCGUUUGGACGACCAUGUCACCGCAAACAUCGAUGGGUUUGCCCCUGCGGCUCGAUCAGCCGGGAGGUACGGUCGCGGCGGCAUCAUUCACUUUGAAAUCGACCCCAGAAACACGAAUAGGAUCAUCGACGCUCACAUUCCAGUCAUUGGUGAUGUGGUCGAGAAUCUCAAGAUACUCGAUCCGUUGAUCGAACCGCGUGCUCGUAACAAUUGGCUCGAACACGUCAAUGAAUGGAGAACCAAGUUCCCUUUCGUCUAUGAGCCUAGUGCUGAAGGUCAGCGAUUGAAGCCGCAAGAGGUAGUAGAAGAGUUGGAUAGGCAAACGGCCGGUAUGAAGGACGAGGUGCUGAUUACGACCGGGGUCGGGCAUCACCAAAUGUGGGCUGCGCAGUUCUAUACUUGGAAGGAGCCGCGAUCGUUGAUAUCGUCAGGGGCUCUUGCGACCAUGGGCUUUGGACUUCCUGCUGCAAUCGGUGCCAAAGUGGCCAGACCAGACAGGAUUGUCGUGGACAUAGAUGGAGAUGCAUCUUUCCUCAUGUCAGGCUUGGAACUCGCCUCUGCCGCUGAAUAUAGCAUCGGCGUGAAGGUGCUCAUAAUGAAUAAUAACGCGCAGGGGAUGGUUUACCGAUGGCAAAAACUCAUGUUUGAUGAUCGCUUUGCGUUGACCCGCAUGGCCAAUCCAGAUUUCGCGCUGCUGGCUCAGUCAAUGGGCGUACACGCUAUUGAAUGUCGAACCGCGAAAGAACUUCCGGAAAAGAUGAAAGAAUUUUUGACGUAUGAUAACAAUCUUCCAAUUGUGAUGGUUUGUCAGGUCGAUGAGGAGGAAGCGCUGUAUCCGAUUGUUCCACCUGGAAAAGCUAUUCAUGAGCUCGUCAUGCACCCAUCUCUGCCACUCAAUCCUGUAUACAAAUAA
Pleurotus ostreatus (oyster mushroom) is the source of this 1905-nucleotide messenger RNA. Its product is annotated as Acetolactate synthase, mitochondrial. Bases 1 to 1905 code for a protein of 634 amino acids. Gene Ontology annotation, cellular component: mitochondrion; acetolactate synthase complex. NCBI's taxonomy places the organism in Eukaryota, Fungi, Basidiomycota, Agaricomycetes, Agaricales, Pleurotaceae. The record is from RefSeq and is a predicted model, not a curated record. Gene Ontology annotation, molecular function: flavin adenine dinucleotide binding; magnesium ion binding; acetolactate synthase activity. Gene Ontology annotation, biological process: L-valine biosynthetic process. The transcript is spliced from 5 exons.